Messenger RNA from Cheilinus undulatus (humphead wrasse), 9564 nucleotides. RefSeq names its product solute carrier family 45 member 3 (gene slc45a3). Gene Ontology annotation, molecular function: sucrose:proton symporter activity. Bases 493 to 2202 code for a protein of 569 amino acids. The record is from RefSeq and is a predicted model, not a curated record. The transcript has 8 exons. Gene Ontology annotation, biological process: transmembrane transport. Lineage: Eukaryota; Metazoa; Chordata; Actinopteri; Labriformes; Labridae. Gene Ontology annotation, cellular component: membrane.
GUUGAGUAACAGCGCUAACGUCGGGACCGAGCAAGUUGCUGCAUGGGUUUCUCGGAGCUGCACAUAACUUAAGUGCUGAUCUGAACCGGUGUGGAAGAAAAUGGUCCUGUAGCUGCUAAAGCCCGUGUUGUGAUUGCAUGCCACUCCCAGAACAGCUGGAGUCAUUUUUUCUUCAAGUGGACAGUCAAAGGAUCCCUGGGGGAUUAUUUUGUGCAAUCAAGCCUUCUAAAGCUGAAACUGGUUGCCAAAAAGCCGCAUGCGGCUCAAGAGCCCUAGAUCCAGAAUGCUGAGAAGACGAUGAAUCCUCCAGGUCAUCUGAGACAUACACGUGUCUGUGCCGCUGUCCCUCCCCGACAGCCCUCCGGUCCCACUGGGGCACCAUCUGCCUCCCAAAGCUUGCCCCCCUGUUCCUGCCCAGGUCCCUCCCCCCUCCCCUGCCCUCAGUAGUGGCCAUCCCAGAGGGGAGGAAAGACGAGCCAGCCCCCUGUAAAUAUGCCUGGAUGGAGGUCUCAGUGGCGUCUCGUCCUGCUGAACUCCCUGACCUGUGGCCUGGAGAUCUGUGUGGCAGCUGGGAUCACAUACGUGCCCCCGUUGCUGCUGGAGGCUGGGGUGGAGGAGCGCUACAUGACCAUGGUGCUAGGUAUUGGUCCGGUGCUCGGCCUUUUGUUCAUCCCUCUGAUUGGCUCAGCCAGUGACCACUGUAACAGCAGUUAUGGCAGACGACGGCCGUUUAUUUGGCUGCUGUCUCUGGGAGUCCUCCUGGCUCUUGUCAUCAUUCCCCAUGCUGAUGUUCUGGCUGCACGCCUGGCCUGGGGUGGGCGCACGCUCCAGGUGGGCUUUCUAAUCCUCGGGGUGGGUCUCCUUGACUUCUGUGGACAAGUUUGCUUCACACCACUGGAGGCUCUUUUAUCAGACCUGUACCGGGACGAGGAGGACUGCGGCCAAGCCUUUGCUAUGUUCUCCUUCAUGGUCAGUUUAGGAGGCUGUGUGGGUUAUUUGCUCCCUGCACUGGACUGGAGUCGUGGUCUGCUCUCUGUUUACCUCGGAGGCCAGGCCGAGUGCCUCUUCUCCCUUCUCAUCCUCAUCUUCGUCUCCAGCGUGCUCAUCACCAUGAAGGUGUCAGAGGAACCGUCAUGUGCCAGCAGUGGCUUAACUGGAUCUGGAUCUUUACUGGAUACAGGGACUGGUGGGAUGGAGGCUGGCCGUUGUGGCAUGCCGCGCUCGUGCUGCUAUCUGCUUAAGUGUAAGCUGAGGCUGCUGAAGUCUGGACCCCUGCUGUGCCUGCUGAGGACUUGUUGGUCCAUGACCCCAGCCAUCUACAGGAGCUACUGCCACGUCCCGAGGGUAAUGAGGCAGCUGUGUGUGGCUCAGCUCUGCAGCUGGAUGGCGGUCAUGUCCUUUAUGCUAUUCUACACAGACUUUAUAGGGGAGGGGUUGUACGAGGGCGUGCCCAGUGCAUUACCAGGAAGUGUGUCCAGGCAAAGAUACGAUGAAGGUAUCCGUAUGGGCAGCCUGGGCCUGUUUCUGCAGUGUGCUACCUCAACCUUCUUCUCCCUGGUCAUGAGUCGCCUGGUUCGACACUUUGGCUCACGGUGGGUCUACCUGAGCAGUAUGGUGAGCUUCACGGCCUCUGCUUUGGUCAUCUGUCUCUCCAAAAGUGUGGUCCUGGUCACUGUGAUGGCGGCUCUUACUGGCUACGCGUACGCCACGCUGCAGACCCUGCCCUACACGCUGACCUGCCAUUACCACAAGGAAAAAGAGGUCUAUAUGCCAAAAGUCAAAACCAAAAGCUUGCAUAAAAAUGGUCUAACAGCCAAGAGGGACUCAGUGUAUUUGACUCCUGCAGAAGAGGAGGAUGGACUGAAUCAUAAAACAGGGACUCCUUACGGACAGACCUUCUUCAGCCAGAACAGUUAUGAGUACUACCCCGGUCCGCACAGCGUGAACGGCUCUUCUCACAGCCCCACUGAACAGGAGGAGACCGAGUCCAGCUGUGAGAAACGCGGUGUGGGUUUGGACUUUGCCAUCCUAGACAGCACCUUCCUGCUCUCUCAGGUGUUCCCCACCCUCUUCAUGGGCAUGAUCGUACAGUUCGCUCAGACCGUCACCGCCUACAUCGCCUGCUCUGCUAUCUUCGGUGCUGUCGCCAUCUACCUGGCCAGUCAGAUCAUCUUUGACCAAAAGGACCUCCUAAGAAGCUGAGACUUCAGUGGAUAAGAUCUGUAAGAGAUGGAUUCACGAUAAUCAAUCAGUCUGAGGUUUCAUAGUAGACCUCGUCAAUGCACUUCUGUUCCCAGAAUGCCUUGUUCCAGUGCUGUGUGCUUUGUUUCUGUGUUGGCGGCGUGUCUGAGCAGGCCAUGUGAGGUAAUCUCUCACAAAGUUUUAUUUUGACAUCUUUCUGUUGGUUUCUUUUCUCAGGUACCAAAAACAGAUUUACUGUAAAACUCACCAACCUCAUUAACAUCGCUACUAAUGUUCAUGUUUUUAUAAUGAUGUUAUUCUGAGCUAUCCACAAAGUAUGGCCUGUUUGUAUUCUAGACUCGUCUGCAGCAUCACCAAGCUUUUAAAGACUGGUCUUCACUAAUAUGACAGACGUGUCUAUCUUAACAGCAGGAGAGUGGAAAGGUUAAUAUCACAGCAUUUUUUCCAUUUAUUCAGAAAGUAGAAUCACAAUGAGAUGGAUGAUAUGACAUAAAACCAUGUAUCAUUCUUUCUGUUAAUACUCAACUGAAAGUUAAAAACCAGAAGUGGGGAUGCACGGAUGCAUCACUGUAACAAAUGUAUCAGCUAAAACCUGCCCUUUUGAAAGACAUCAGCCAAAUGAUGAGUUGCAGAUGUUAACUUGUGUCAAAUUGGUUAAAUGCUGGCAUUUAUCACAUUUACUGUUGUACAAAUUCUCAUGGUAAAACAUGAGAGAAAAUGUUGGUGUUGUGGAAGUGUUGCACCAAGAAGUAAUGUAACAUCGGCAUUGACCCUGAUCUUUACAAUCAGUGUUUCACUUUCAGAAAGUCAGAUAAUGAUUCAUUUCUCACUCUUGGUUUCUGAAUCUGAUACCAGAACAGUGAUUUUUUUGUGUCUUUGAUUUUUACACUCGGAUCAACAGGAACAACAAAAAGGAAUAUGAAAAAACAGGCCUACAAUUUAAAUUUAUUUUAUUCUUAAAUUAUUUAUUUCUGGUUUGUGUGACCCAGUGCAGGUGUUGUGCUAAGAAGAGCCUGCUGAGAAUUAGGUCUGAAAUUUGGAAAAAUAAUUUAAUUACGAUUUAUUUUUCCAGUAUUGCCAAUGUGAUUUAAUAUGCAAUUAUUUUUAAGCUCCUCAUCUUAUGUAUUUUUCACCAAACACAAACAGUAGAUCAGUUUAUAUAACAACCACCACAAUAAAACAUUAUUACCAGAGCUGAAUGACUAGGGAAAAAAAAUCUAAUAGCGUUUAUUUGGACUGAUAUUGCAAGUUCAGUAAGAUUUUUUGCAAUAAAGGGAAUGGUCAUUUAAUGUCAUUCUCAUUUUAAUUAGGAAAACAUACACAGAAACAAGGAAUGUAGGAUUUUUUUGUGUGUACUAUUUGCAAAAGUUGACACUUAAAUAUUUUUAUGAUCUGUAGAUCCGCUGCCAGUGUGCAUACAGCCCUUUAUUGGUAUAUUAGUAUAUUAUCUACUAUCUACAAACACCUUUCAGCCCAAAAACACGUUAUUUUCAGCCAGUCAUUUCUGACUUCUACUAAGCUAAGGGCAGAAAGCGUUUAUAAACAAUAAAUUGUAGAUCAUUUGUCAGCAGAGAUUUAACCCAACAUAAAGAGGACUAAAGUCCUUAUAAAGCUGUGCCAGAUACCACAUUUUAAUGACGUGGAUGCUCUGGCAUGGUGCGUGUGGUUCUCAGCACUGUACAUUCAUUGGGUCUGGGGGUGGACAUUUGAUCAAGUUUUGAUUUAGAUUACGACUUUACUCGACUUUCCCGAGGCGUUCAAAACAAGGCAAUAGAGAUUAAAUUAUCUCUGCCAUAUACCGUGAUUUCAUGUGUGGUAAAUGAAGCGCACCCUCCCUUCCUUUACUGCACAGCAUGUGCUUAACGCCUCCCACCAAAAACAGCUCUCAUUUAAAUUCAAGUGAGGAGCAGAAAGAGCCACAGCAUGUACUACAGUUAGCAGAGCUAAAGAAGAUGAGAUAAAUGCGGCCAUGAAAUACUUUCAGGAAUGGUUUUGGCUGCUCCUUAAGACAACAUGACAGAUUUAUACAAUCACACAUGAAAUGAUUUUAAUACAAGUCAAAACUUCUGUCAUUGUGUGUGUGUUUUUUUUUUUUUUUUUUUUUUUUUUUUUAAAUCAAACAGCCCUAAGAGGGUCAUGCAAUUAGGAAACAUUUAAUAUUAAAAUCAAAUAUGACCUGUUUUCCCCCAUAUUUAUUUGUUUGAUCAGAGCAUAAAAAAUUUCCUGGUCUGUGUAUUGGAUCAAUUUUAUAAAAGAAUACGGAAUUGACAAAUAGUUUUCCAUUUUCUGCCUUUUUGAUUUAAUGUUGAAUAUUGCUAAAAAAAGAAUGAUACAUGGAAUGAACUUGUAAUUCUACUUAAUUUCUAAUGAAAAGGGACUCCUGGAUGAAUAAGUAUGGCAAUUUUAUCCAGUUAGGAGGGGUCAGAGACUUAGAGUUAACAAAAACAAGGUGUAAAUUUAAUGAGUCAUUGAGAGGACGUUCUCCAAACACACUGAACCCUAUGUUUUCUACAAAAACACUGUCUGUAUUCUCUAAUCAGACAUCCCCAACCUGUCACAUGCCAUUUAAUCUAAACUUGUUGCCCUCAGUUUGAUCCAGGAGAUCUUUUAAAUCUCAAUCUGUAUGACAUCAAACAACCCCGUCUGCUCCAUCUGGAUUGGUUUCCUCGUCUGGAUAAAGCUCCAGAGCAGCAGGAGAUGAAAUUCAAUAUUUACACCAGAGAAGUAGUAGUAGUAGUAGUUCCGUUUUGUAUGCAUACUCAUUUAAAUGUCCAGUUGACAUUGGCCCUAUCUGAUACCCCCACUCCAACCCCCCCAUUCAUCAAUCUACUGCCAUCAUUAAAUGUAAAUAUUUUAUAAACAAAGUUAAUAUUGAUCCCUAUGGGAAUUUUUUAUGCAACCCGUUGCGGUGAGGUCAUUCAGUACGUUUACAUGCACAGUUGAGUCAAACGACGGCUUAAUUAGGAUAUUUAACAGGACUACUGUCUUUGUCCCUGUAAGCACCUGGGAAAUGGAUUUAUUGACGUUAGUGUGUCUGACUCAUUGCUAUGCCCUCGUUCAGCUAGUUACUACCAGACGUUUAUUCACCUAACAAACUAGCAAGCAGCCAAACAAUAGUAUGCCAGUCUCACAGUCUACUGUCUCUCUAGCUUGUGGGGAUUUCUGAAGGCUAACAACAACAUGGCUUAACAUGCAUUUUUAAAAGCCCAGUUUCAGUCAGACUAACACAAUAAUUAUUCUUCUAACUGCAUGUAUAUGUACUGAUUGACAGUAGUGGUUUAAAUAUGAAGUGUUUUACUGGGACUGGAAAAUCUGCAUCAAACAUCCUCUGUCUCGAUAAUCAGGAGCAGUCUGCUGGACUGCUCGCCCUUCUCGACUAUACUUGUCAGAAGGACUGCGGUCUCAGGUUAGCACGUUGUCCUUAUUUCGCUGAUAAACACCCCCUUCUGCCUAAACCUUUAUUUUUAACUGUAUAUUUAAAUGACAAUCUCAAACAUCCAGAUGGGCUUGUUAUGUUAUGUAAACCUGGGGCAGGUGGGGUAGCUGACCACCAGCAACUGUGACUGAUAGCCCAAAAAGAGUCAGAGCCACUGCAAACAUUUGGUUACUGAAAUGAUGCAAGAGUAGGUGCUUGAGUUUGAAGGGAAGGUCAAUCUAAGGCAUGUGUGAGUGUGAGUCUGUGUAUACAUGGCACAGAAAGCAUGAGUAAUAUUUACAUGCAAGGGUAAUAAAGUCUGAGUUUGUGCUGUUUUUUUAUUUUUCUGUUAGUCCUGAUUAACUGCACUGACCAUAAUUUAACCCUUUAAUUUGCUGUAUGGUACAACCAGAUAUGGGGAUCAAACCCCAGCUCCAUUAGGACCUGGUUAAGCAUUUUUCAAAACCUUAAAAUCAGAAACGUUCGAGCGUAUCAAUGCUUCUAUUAAGUCACAUGGUCCUAUAACGUGAUAAAUUAAAUUUAAUCAAAUCACUGAUGCACAUAGACCUACAAAAAUGUAUUAGGGCCACUAUAAUAGAUCAAAAAAAUAUUUUUAUUUCUAACUAAAAAAAAAAAAAAAAAAAACUAAGUUGGACAUUAACAAGAAACCAAAUUCAGUUUUGAGUUUAAAAUGUCUUCAUUUACAAGGAAAACAACUACAAAUUUUUAAGAUUAAAUGAUGUCAAUUCUGACUUUUUAAAGUUGAAAUUAGAGAUGAUUUUAAGAUUAUAAAGUUAUUAAUUUAGGACAUUCUGAAUUCAUACAUAUAUGAGAAACUAAACUCAAAAACACUGAUUAGAUCAGAGUUGUGUUCCAAAUUUAUCUAGCAUGUUGUUUUCCUCUGAAUUGCCCUAGUUUACAGCAGCCUCUUUAAAGUCUGGAUGCUAAUAAUAUUGGGCUAAUUUUGGACUAAAUUAACAAGUAUUUCCUUAUUGCUCAGCCCUUGUAAAAAAUUAUAACUUAAAUAGGCCCUUAACUGCAGUGUUUGUACAUGGCAAACAUCUGGUGUGAUCUUCUUCCAUGUUAUCAGCCAUUUUCUACUUUCUAAACUCAAAAAUUGUAAUGUUUGUUUCUUAAACAUUUACUUCUUUUUUAACUCCAAAAUUUCUCAGUUUGGCUUAGUAAAUUUCCUAAACUCAAAUUUCAAAUUUUUCUUAUUAAUUUACAACUUAAUACACUCAAAAAUUCUGAGUUUGAUUUUGCAAAUUUAAGACUUUAUAAUCAACAAUUAUUAGACUUUUCUCAAAAAUGGUCCUAAAACACCAUGGCAAAGAUGGUCUAAUAACAUUUUCUUUGACUGUCAGCUGUAAAAGAAAAAAACAAAAACAAACCUGUCACUUGUCUGCUGCUGCUGCUAGUAAUGGGAAUUCCAGGACUUUUUAGUAGGGCCGAUCGAUUUGUGAAAAUAAUAUAAUUGUGAUUUUUUAUUUUCCAAUAUCGCAAAUCGCGAUUUAAUAUGCAGUUAUUUUUAGGUUCCUUGUUUUAUGUACUUUUCGGUAAAUGCAGGCAAUACAUUAUUCUUUAUAGUAGCCAGGACAAUACUAGAUAAAUUAAAAUAGGGAUGAAUACUUUUGAAAAAAUAUCUUAUUGCAAUUAUUUUGGCUCAUAUUGCAAAUUUCAUAUCAAUUGCUCAGUUGUCAUCCUCAUUUUAAGAAAAUACUGUAAAUGAACAAGAAAGGUAUGAUUUUUGUAAAAGACAGUUGAAUAUUGACAUAAUGUGUAGAGCAUUAAAUCUCUGCUGGAAAAAAAGUAUUAAACUGGUAUUUUGAUUAAUUUUGCAAUUAAAUACCCAGCCCUACUUUUUAGUGAUCUGGAUCGUUUGACUCGGCUCAGUAUGAAGAGCCGGCUCUUGCUCAGUCUUCAUUCAGUCUCCAGUUUGGCUUCAUUUGACCUGUUAACUUUCGCAUUGUUAUGACAUAUGAUCAGUAUUUGUGCUGGCAUUUUACUCCAUCUAAAAACCAAAACCAAAUGUAAUGUAAUUAUUUUUCUCCCUGAAAUACCUUGCUAGGUCAGAUGAAACCUGCUCACUGACUGGGAUGUAUGACACUCCUGAUAUAAAACAUGAAUGUUACACUAUCAAGAAUGAGUCAUUAAUGUAUGGUGUUCUUAUGUUAGUAUGGAGAAAAGAUCAUCCCUACUUAUCAAUCACAUAAUACAGAAAAACACACCACAUACAGAAAAAUAAAUAAUAGUUUUAAAGAUAUAAAACGCCCUAAAACAGGAUCCAGAUCUUAUUGUUCAUGUAAAAGAGCUGGCUCUGUGAACCUCCUCGUUCAUGAACGACCCAUCACUAGCUGCAGCUCACUCAUCAUCCUCUCCUCAGAGCAGACGUGGCAAGAUCCCCAAAAAUUUGUGACAAGUCUAAUUAGUUAAAGAAAUUAAUCCAAUUUUUAAAUCUGUGCUAAAACUUUCAGGAUAAAAGUGAGUUAUCCAACUGCACAAGAAGACAAAACGUCACAUUAUGAUAUGUUUAAGGUUGGGUCACUAAAAUGACUGAAUCAGGUUAAGGUAACUUAAAGAAACUUAAGAAACUUAAAGAAAAGCAAAUUCAGGUUUUGAUGCAAAACUUGUAUUAAACAGCUGAUCAAACAGCUGAUUAGAGUUGAGAUUUGCCUGUUUUCUUAGUAGUACAUAUCCUGUAUAUUCCUGUAAAAAGAGAACUGGUAUGUCUAAGACUAAAUAGACAACUUUUUCACAAUAAUAUAAAAGUACUGAUAAGGACUUUCAUCAUUAAGGAGAAUCUAUUCUGGUAUGAGUAUCAUUAAGAGUUUACUAUCCCUAUCCCUGCUAUGAAUAGUGGCCUUCAGUUGAACUUUGAAAAGAAACUGGUUGGUGUAAACACCGUGCCUGUUUUAAAUCGUUUAGGGGUUCAUCUGAGCGUUUUGUAUCUGGGGUUGUCUGAUCCUACAUGAAGAGUGUUGAUUUAUGUUCAGCAGAUACAAAUAGUCCUGGAGGAUCUUAUUGCCUGAGGUGUUCAGUGGAGGAUUUGUUUGUCAUGUUGACACUGCUGCAAGACAGGAACAUACUAGCAACUAUAUUGUCCUUUUCACCCCGUAAAGUGUCGAGCAUAUCGCUUAGGUUGUUUUACAAGUGCCUGUACAUUUUUCAAACAAAUUUUGUACAUAUGUAUUUAUUUAUUAUUCUUUUAUUACAGAAAUAGCACGUAUUAAACUAUUGGCCUCUUUGGCAUCUUUGGUAGGUGCGAGGGUGAAGGCUGUUUCUGUGAAUAAGAUAAAUUAUUUGUAUAGAUGUGGUGUAAAAAGCAUCAUCAAAGCUAUAAUUUAUUUUAACAUUACCAUCUUUAUCCUGUAGCUUUGACAUCACAGAGUCUAUGUCUGAUAAGGAUGUGUAUUAAAUGAGCUGCAGAUGAAAAUAGUGGAUUUUAUCAGGAUUUUCCCUUGUGGUUGCACACUGUGCAUCAGCUGAAAACUUUAUUUCUGUAACACAGCUGAGAUCUGUGUGAUUUCCUGACUGAUGCAGCUUGUGUGAUUCAGUAACCUCUUCAUUUUGUCAAUACUGCUUUAUUUGGGUUUAUAUAACCACUGUUUUACUGUCAAACUCACCAGAUACUGCAGAUAUCGUUGAACUGGAUGGAUUGUUCAUAGUCCAUUUUGCUGUCAACCAAAUCCCCUGGUAUUUUCAGACAAAAGUGCCAAUGUCCCAACUCUGUUUGGAGCGGAAGUUGUCAUGCCCCUGUGUUACUGAACUGUUUUAAUUUUUAAGUUUUUGUCAGAAGAUUUCAGUCCUAUGUGUCAUUUUCAUAAAUGCAUUCAGCCAUAAUAAACCGCUGUAUUUUAUGUUUGUUUUAAAUCCAUCAGUUUGUAUAAAUAUGCAGUUACCAAAUAGAUUUUAUACAAAAUAAAACUGCAUUCUUUAUGACACGUUGU